AUGCCGUGCGCCACGGCCGUGAUCACAGGCAGUGCUAAAAGCCCACAUCGACCGGCCCACGACACUGGCCCCCGACUCAGCAGGCGCCAUGGUAUGGUGCCUACUUCUCAAGCGAUUUCUGAGGCCCGCCUGGACUAUUGGUCUGGGCCAGAUGCCCGGGAUGCGACGCUGGAGCAGCUCCGCAGCACGGUCACUGUCACGGGGCGAGACUCGGAGCAUCUCACCCUUCCGCGGAAACGGACCCCCGGCGCGACAAUGGCCCGCAGGUCCGAGGCUCUGCGGACCAACUCCGCACAAAAUGCGACGACGACCUUCAAGUGCUGCUACCCCACGCACGUCCUCUCACGCUCUCGAUCCCAAGCCGCCCUCGCCCCGGCGCUGUCCCUGAUCGCCGGCCUGCCCCCGCCGGCCAGCGAAAACGACCACCGCCUCCGCCUGCACGUCUUCUCCAACGGCGGCGCCGCAACCCUGCACCGCCUCCUCGCCCUCCUGGGCCCCGCCGCUCUGCCCCCGCACGUCGCCGUCUUCGACUCCUGCCCCGCCCCUUUUCGUUUCCGCAGGACCCACGGCGCCCUCGCGACGGGGCUGCCCUGGCCGCUGGCGCCGGUGCUGUACCUCUUGCUGGCCAUCUACUCGCUCCUCCACGUGCCGCUGCGCCGCUCGAGCUCCCUCGACCGGGCGGCGGCGGCGCUCAAUGAGGAGCGGGUCACUGCGACCGAGCUGCGGCGGACGUAUGUAUACAGCGCGGACGACAAGAUGGUCGGCUGGAAGGAUGUCGAAGCGCACGCCGACGAGGCGGCGGCUGGAGGGCUGGACGUGAGAAGAGAGCGGUUCGUGGGCAGCGGACAUGUGGCGCACGCCCGGAUCGACUCUGCGCGUUAUUGGAAGGUCGUCACGGAGACGUUUAAGAAGGCAGCAUGA
Verticillium dahliae VdLs.17 is the source of this 921-nucleotide messenger RNA. RefSeq lists its product as uncharacterized. The coding region runs from base 1 to 921 and encodes 306 amino acids. NCBI's taxonomy places the organism in Eukaryota, Fungi, Ascomycota, Sordariomycetes, Glomerellales, Plectosphaerellaceae. The record is from RefSeq and is a predicted model, not a curated record. The transcript has 3 exons.